AUGGUUGUGGUUCUCAUGAGCAUGUCGUGGUUCAUGGUGUUUCAAGUGAACGAGACCUACGGCUACCCGCUGACCGCGAACCGCAUGCUGAAGUACAAGAACAAGGUCCUCAGCCUCGACAACAAGAACCCCAAGAAGAAGCAUGUGAUAAAGGAGAUUACCCCAGCAGAAGUUGUGCCUGCCGGGAAGAGCCAAGAAGGUGAUCACACAGAACUUUUCACGUUGUGGAAGCGAGUUUGGUUGCAUGCUGUGUUGCUUUACAGUCACAUGCAGAGUGCAGUUGUGAUGGAGGAAGCCUUGCAAAGGCUUACGGACCUCACUGCCCAAAACACACAGCAGAUACAAGCACUUGCCCAGGCAAUGAACAACCAGCAAGUUCAGGCAGGUACUGCUUCACAACAGCUACAAGAACUCGCGCAGUCAGUUUCACAACAACAGAGAGCAAUCACUGAAGCAACCCAAGCAACGAACACAGCACUGUCACAGCAAGCAGAGCUUACUGCAAAUGCGGUUGCAGCAACAGGAAAGCUUACAGCAGAUGCAGUCACAGCACUGUCGCAACACGCAGAGUCGAGAAGGCCAGGAGAGGUUGACCUCCACAAGAUGAUCAAAUCUCCGGAAGUCUUUGGCCCCACGACGUACAAAGAAGAACGUGAUGGUUUUCUAGAGUUUCGGUUGAAGAUGAGAAGCUGGAUAGGUGCCCUCAACAACGACAUCCUCGAGAAGAUUAACGCAGUCGAGAUGGAAAGUGAUCUUCACCAGAGAAUUGAAGUUAUCCUGGACUCUGGCGCAGAUGACGCACAGGGAAAGGCAAUAAAGGCAGAAGGAAGAAGGAUGCUGAACUUAACGUUCUUUGAUGACGAUGGAAGCUUUUGUCGCAUCCAGGAAGCCUUCACCGUUGCCUCGGUGAUCAACCCUCUGAUGGCCAUAGGCAAGCUGUUUCGAGAAGGUUGGGAGUUGCGAGUUAACGAAGAAGAAGGUAUGUGCCUUACAGACGGAAGCUCAAGAAUACCCGUGCAUCUCCACAAGAACAGCUUGGCAGCACAAACUCCUUCAAGAAGCAAAGGCUAUACCAGCAGCAACUACAAGAUGGUUCGUACAGUUGUUCAGCUCAACAAGCACAUUCAGGAAGCAGUGAACAGAGAAGAACCUGGUUGGCACAAUACCGACAGCAUGGUCAUCGUGAAGUGUGCCACUCAAAGCAGCUACGAGAACCCAUCUCUCAUGUACAGCCCUACGCACUUUCCGUACAGAAGCACUUUGGUGAAAGAAGAGAGAGGAUGGAGAGCAGUUGAAGUUUCAAGAAAGUACUCCGAGAAGGCAGACCCUUUUGAAGAGUUUGCUGAAGGAGAAAAGGAAGUGGUUACAGCCAUUUCAGCAAAGCCAAUUCCACUUUGGAUUCUUGGCACUCCCUACGCUGCCGGAGACCGAGCAGACCAAGAAAGCCAUGGUCGUGACUACUGGAAGAUGGAUCUCGAGAAAGGAGAAGUUGUUCGUCACCACGUAGUACCAAGAACUGUUUUGUUUGACCCGACAGGUGUUUCCAACUGUCCUGUCCUCCUUGGAGACCUCGAGAACAGCAGAUAUACCCAAGGAGACUGUAUCUACAGUACGGAAAUCUACGAACACAGCGACGACUGGAGAGCAGACCGUCUACCUCUACGUGAACACUUUCGUUUGCCGUGGUUUGGUCAAACAAGGUUUCGUGUGAAGCCAGAAGUUGUUGAAGACCUGAAGGCAGAAGCAGCAGCAGAGGAGCUAAAGAAGAAGAAGGAAGAACACUACAAAGAGAAAGAAGCUUCAGCAGUACCAGCAGCAGAAGAAGAGAGCAAAGAUGAGGAUAUGAGAGAAGCACAAGCAGACCAAGAAGCACCACAAGAAGUUGUUGAAGUUUUGGAGGAAAGCUUCUACCACGAAGGUGUUGAGUACACAGCACAAAAGAGCAGUCUUAAAGAACUACAAGCACUUUGCAGAGAGUACGGAGUGAAGACAACAGGAAGCAAGAAGCAGCUUUUGAGGAGACUUGCCACAGCAGUCAGAGAAGAGAGGCUCAACACACAGCACAAGGAGCAACGGGAACACCACCAAGCAUACCACCUAGCACCACCUCAGGAACCAACGGAAGAGGAGAGAGCGUACCACAACUUGACGCACCUUCCGUACCAGCCUUGGUGUCCCCAUUGCGUCAACAGAGCAGAAGAAGCAGACGGUUACCUCAACAUGCCUCAUGAUGAUGAAGUUUACGAAGCAGAUGAUGAGUUUUUGUACGUCCCCGUCGAUUUCUUCGAUGAGGAGAAAGGACCACCGAACGUGGACCCAGCUUUUCUUCAGAAGUUGGACGAUGAAGCAACUGAGAACGUACCUCUGGUAGACUCAGAGCAAGAACUUCACAAGUGGUUGACAACGAAGUUGGUGAAAGAUUGGAGGUUCAGAGAAGCUACAGGUUUCGAAGUUGAUGAAGCCACAGCAGGAAUUACAAAACUGGUGCCCAUGCUGGCUCUCGCCAACAAUUGGGCGAUCUACAGUGUCGACGUGAAAGACGCGUUUUUACAAGAACAGCCAGAACGUAGCCCUGGAACUUGGUGUUGGAAGCUAGGAAGAGUUUUGCCAGGUCAACGCGACGCAUCCAGCCUUUGGUCCGUCUUUUGUGAUGGACCUUUGGUUGAAGAGAAGUUCGAGCGUUGUACAGCAGUCCCAGCACUUUACCGUCUUCUACGACAAGGAAAAGUAGUUGCCGUUUGCAUUGUACACGUAGAUGACUUGCAGUUUGCAGGAAAGAAGGAAGUCAUCGAACCGAUCCUCAGGAACCUCAAGAAGACAGUGAACUUACAAGUUGAAGGACCUCUUUUGAACGAGGAAGACUACGAGAAAGGAUUUUCUGAAGAGACCGUGAAGUUUCUCAAAAGGAAGUACACGUACGAACAUCACGAACUACGAGUACAUAGCGAUAACAAGUACGUGAAGAAACUCGUGGAGAUCCUCAAGCUGGAGAAGAAGAAGGCCAAGAACUCACCUUGCACGCCGGCUAGUCAAGAACCUGACGUAUCCCAAGAACUGGACGAGGAACACUCGAGAACGUACAGAAGUUGUGUUGGCAUUUUGCUGUACGUGGCGCACGACCGUCCGGACAUUCAGUUCGCAGUACGCAGCUUAAGUACUGCCAUGACGAAGCCAACGGAACGCAAAAGGAAAGAACUGGAGCACUUGGCGCUCUACCUCAAAGGAACGUCAGACUACGCCGAACGUCAGCUUUACGUCACCGCGCCGAAGAACCACAAGAACCACAAGAACCUCGAGAACAACCACGUGAACGUUUACUCGAAGUUUUUAGUGAACUACGACGUGGACUCCUUCGACGAGGCAAAGAAAGAAGUGACAGAGAGAGCAGAGAAGCUAAAGAAAGUUGAGGAAAGCCCGGAGAAGGAAAAGGAGGAGUUUGAGGACGAAAAGAAACAGUUUGAGGAGGAAAAGAAGGAAGCCAGCGAAGAAAAGACAAAGUUUGAGGAGACAGUGAAAAGGUUUUUGGCAAAGCAGAAAGAGGUGAAGGAAAAAGAAGACAAGGAGCAAGCGAAGACCUUAAGCGAGAAAGAGACAGCCCUUGAAGAAGCCGAGGAGAAGGUCAAGGAAAGAGAAGCAGAGGUUGGAAGAAAGAGCAGAGAGGUAGAGAAGAAAGAGAGAAAAGCUCAGGAAAGAACCACCGGCUACGACGAGGAGAGAGAAGAGUACGCCAAGAAGUACGUGGACAACGCAAAGAAGGACUUGGAGAGAGAGCUUAAAGUGCUAAAGCAAGAAGAGAAAGUAAGGAACCAGAAGCUCGACGACCUCCAGUACGACUACAAAAGCCUCAAGGACGACUACCAGUACUUCAAAGGUUACUCGCUUGCCGUCGAUCCACUCCUUCGGAGCUCCAGCAGCCUACACCAGCUGCUCCCACCUCGCUGCAGGGAGCAGCACACUUGA
Molecule: messenger RNA, 3960 nt
Organism: Symbiodinium sp. CCMP2592
Lineage: Eukaryota; Dinophyceae; Suessiales; Symbiodiniaceae
Source: the annotation of a GenBank genome assembly